AUGAAAGCCGUUCUCCUAUUUGUUUUUGGUUCUCUUUUCAGGAGAGGCCAUGCCGUUGGUAUCGAUGGUUGUGCUGCAGACAAUUGUCUCAGAGCGAUCCGAGCAACCUCGAGACUUUCGUCUGCAUCAGCUGCGUGUUCCGCAUAUAUCGAGCAGACUAUUACGCUUCCGACGGUAACUGUGACAGAGUACUACGAGAUCUCUGAAAUAGCCCAAGAAACGGUCUACACCACCCAGAUCGACACUCUAUUCGAUACGUACACUUCAGUGAUCGAAGAUACAGCCACCACUACCCUCCCGGGGAGCACUUCUAUAGUCACUGUGUAUAACCGUGCCCUUAAGAAGAGACAAGCCGCGCCUACAAUCCCUGCUUUUGCUUCUCCAUGCUCCGGCGAAGUUCGGUUUACCAGCGCUUGUUCUUGCAUUGGUGUAUUGACCCCUAACAUCGUUACGAUACCGGCUCCUACGGAAACUUUGAGUAUCACAACCACAACGACGUAUACCACUGAGACUUAUACUAUAACUGAAGAGACUAUUUCUACUACAAUCACCGAUGCUACUAUUAGUGUGACCGAUAUAGUGGCUACGGAGACCUUACCGGGUCCCCAAGCUACGAAUACGGUUACUGUUCCCUACCCCGAGCUUUGUAAAAACCCCACCCUUUACAUCCUCGCGGCACCCCGCAACCUUUCGGUUCUGAAUUCGGUGAACGUUGGAAGGCUCAACACUGCAGAUUGCUGUUUGAGGUGUUUCACAACCCCAGAUUGCGUAGUAUAUGUUAGGAAUUUAGCUGGGGUCGGGGUCUGUAGUCUGCUUACUACGAGGCCUGGGACAGCUCCAAACCCGGCAUCGCCAAGGUGUCCCAAUGGUGUCGGUGACACGAUUUUUACUGGCACUCCUGGGUUUUUUGGAAAGGGGCCCUGCCAAGGUAUUUGGCAAUGGAACUAG
Molecule: messenger RNA, 948 nt
Organism: Orbilia oligospora ATCC 24927
Lineage: Eukaryota; Fungi; Ascomycota; Orbiliomycetes; Orbiliales; Orbiliaceae
Exons: 4
Coding region: 1-948 (315 amino acids)
Source: RefSeq, a predicted model, not a curated record